AUGGUGGAUGAAUAUGCCGUAAAGAUCGAGUUGGAGCCAGGUGUGAUAAACGGCGCUAGAGUGGUUCCCAAACAUGUGAAACGUAGCGCUGAUCCCGAAGCAAGCAACCGCACUUCCUAUGAAGACACCGAACGCGAGGAGAUCGUUGAUAUCCGCGGUAACGUAUCGCGCACUAACGCUGUUGUAAGCGUAGAUACCAUAGGAGAGUAUCACUACUGCGCCAAUGAGAUGCGUAUAGAUGUUGCCGGUCUGGUUGUGUAG
Alternaria postmessia is the source of this 261-nucleotide messenger RNA. RefSeq lists its product as uncharacterized. Lineage: Eukaryota; Fungi; Ascomycota; Dothideomycetes; Pleosporales; Pleosporaceae. The record is from RefSeq and is a predicted model, not a curated record. The transcript has 2 exons. The coding region runs from base 1 to 261 and encodes 86 amino acids.